Messenger RNA from Microthlaspi erraticum, 354 nucleotides. Lineage: Eukaryota; Viridiplantae; Streptophyta; Magnoliopsida; Brassicales; Brassicaceae. The record is from the annotation of a GenBank genome assembly.
AUGAGACAUUUGCUGAGGCUUGGAGAGCUUGUGGAAAACAUUGCAAACUCCAAUGGAAGCUAUGGAGAAGAGUAUGAUCGCACCAAUCGGAGCUCGACCCACCACUCGAUCGAGUCGGAUGAGAAAUUGAGAAAAGAUGUUAAAGCAUUGAAUGAGAAGUUGGAUAAGCUGAUCUUAGCUCAGUCCACAAUGAAGAAAGUCAACUUUGUGUCUGCUGAAGAGAUGGAACCAGUCCAAGAAGGGGAGGAUACACAAUUUGCUGAAGUGUGCUACAUGAGCAAUGGGCAAGGAGGUUACAACAAAGGAUACUAUAAUUACAAGUCCAACCCAGUCAUGUCAUACCGACAACACUGA